Messenger RNA from Copidosoma floridanum, 1069 nucleotides. RefSeq names its product serine/threonine-protein kinase 16. Gene Ontology annotation, molecular function: ATP binding; protein serine/threonine kinase activity. Gene Ontology annotation, cellular component: cytoplasm; Golgi apparatus. Gene Ontology annotation, biological process: protein phosphorylation. NCBI's taxonomy places the organism in Eukaryota, Metazoa, Arthropoda, Insecta, Hymenoptera, Encyrtidae. The record is from RefSeq and is a predicted model, not a curated record.
UACAAUAAUGACAAACAGAUGGUGAGACGAAACGUCUAUGCAAGAAAGCUCCGGAGUUUAAAAUUUAUUGAGUUUCGAAAAUGAACAGUCUUGGCUUGAGUUUGAUUUUCAAGAUGGGUUGUCUUUGUUCCAAAGAGACGAUUGUUAUCAACGAUAGGAAGUACACAGUACUUGAACACCUCGGAGAAGGAGGUUUCAGUACUGUAUUACUGGUUGAAGAUUGUACUCUGCAUAAAAAGUACGCAAUUAAAAAAAUUACGUGUCAUGGGCCAGAAGAUCAGAGAUUAGCUGUCAAGGAAGUCGAGUACCACUCAAUUGUACGCCAUCCAAACGUUAUAGAAUUGAUUGAUUCUACUCAUCAGGGGACAGCUGAUCCCGUUGUUAAUGCCACCAGUGAAGUUUUGUUAGUGUUACCUUAUUAUCACAAAGGCACUUUGGCUCAAGAAUUAGAAAGGCGUAGUAAAUAUAAUGAAUACAUGGGAUCAAUAGAAAUACUAAACAUGUUUUUGCUUAUCUGCGAAGGAAUAAAAGCAUUUCACGAAACCAAGCCUGAACCUCUUGCUCACAGAGACUUAAAGACUGCUAACAUAGCCUUAGGGGAUGGUAAUGUACCUAUAAUAAUGGAUCUAGGGUCUGUAGCACCUGCUAGAGUGAAAGUAUGCGGGAACCAAGCUGCACAUUCUCUACAAGAGUUAGCUGCUGAAAGAUGUUCGAUGCCAUACAGGGCUCCUGAACUUUUUAAUGUUGAAAGUUAUUGUAUGGUUGAUGAACGAACGGACAUUUGGUCAUUGGGGUGUAUUUUGUAUGCCAUGUGUUAUUUCAAGUCACCUUUUGAUACCGUUUAUGAAAGAGGUGACAGUGUUGCACUUGCUGUUAUUAGUGCAAAUAUUACCUUUUCAGAAAAUGCUCCGUACAAUGAAGACAUGCAAAAUUUAAUUUUAAUGAUGCUGAAAGUUAAUCCUAUGGAACGUCCGUACAUUUACAGUGUUAUAGAAAGUGCUCACGAAGUAUUAUCAAGAUUAGAAGGUAGGGUAUAAUCAUUAUUUCACAGAGAAUUUAACAAAAACUU